Molecule: messenger RNA, 264 nt
Organism: Vicia faba (fava bean)
Lineage: Eukaryota; Viridiplantae; Streptophyta; Magnoliopsida; Fabales; Fabaceae
Source: the annotation of a GenBank genome assembly
AUGGAAAAGUUGGGAGGGUCAAACUUUUGCAUUCUUCGGGAUGACAAGCAGUUCUUUGUUGACCAUCCUGGUGCUGUGCCCAUUACCACUGCUCAGGGAGAAGAGCUUAGGAAGCUGAUCAAUGCACCUGCUUAUAUUGAAUGCAGUUCUAAAUCACAGCAGAAUGUGAAAGCAGUCUUUGAUGCAGCCAUAAGAGUUGUCCUUCAACCACCAAAGCAAAAGAAAAAGAAGAGUAAAGCACAAAAGGCCUGUUCGAUAUUGUGA